Messenger RNA from Vigna radiata var. radiata (mung bean), 1112 nucleotides. RefSeq names its product transcription factor JAMYB-like. The record is from RefSeq and is a predicted model, not a curated record. Gene Ontology annotation, molecular function: sequence-specific DNA binding; DNA-binding transcription factor activity. Bases 15 to 1112 code for a protein of 365 amino acids. Gene Ontology annotation, biological process: regulation of DNA-templated transcription. Gene Ontology annotation, cellular component: nucleus. NCBI's taxonomy places the organism in Eukaryota, Viridiplantae, Streptophyta, Magnoliopsida, Fabales, Fabaceae. The transcript is spliced from 4 exons.
AAGAGACAUAUAUAAUGGAUGUUAACAUGAAGAAACGGUCCGCAGAAGAGGUGAAUAGUGAAGACACUAGAAAAGGUCCAUGGAGCGUUGAAGAGGACACUCUUCUCCAAAAUUACGUCGCCACCCACGGCGACGGUCGUUGGAAUUCCGUCGCACGCUGUGCAGGCCUUAAGAGAUCAGGGAAAAGUUGCAGGUUGAGAUGGUUAAACUACUUGCGGCCCGAUGUUCGUCGUGGAAAUAUAACACUCCAGGAACAGAUAACCAUUCUGGAGCUUCACUCUCGGUGGGGCAAUAGGUGGUCGAAAAUUGCUCGGCAUCUUCCCGGAAGAACGGACAACGAAAUAAAGAAUUAUUGGAGGACUCGUGUGCUUAAGCAAGCAAGGAAUCUGAAGUGUGACGUGGACAGUGAACAGUUCAAAGAUGCCUUACGUUACGUGUGGAUGCCCCGUUUGAUUGAGCGGAUUCAACCGUCAUCGGAAACUCACGACCCACCCGAUGUGUCCCCCUCCGAACUUUACCCAAGCCCAACUCCUUCGCUCCACCACCAAAACGGGUUACACGGUUUGUGUUCAGGUUCCAAUGCCUUGGACUUAUCAAGUGCCAAGUUGGAGGCUCCUUUAGAGUCUGAAGAUAUGGGUCAUAAUAAUGUUUCAGUUCCGGGAGUGUGUGAAAAUAUGAAUGAUCGAGACUUGGAACAGGGGAAUAUCACGCUACCUUUUGCUGGUGGGGACUCAAUGGAGAGUUUGUGGGAUGAUGAGAAUCUGUGGCUUAUGCAGCAACUUUGUGAUGAUCUGGAAAUUAAAGACAAUUUCCUUGCACAUGGUUCGUCGGUGGCCAGUAGUGCAGGUCUAUGUAGGUGGAAGCACGAUUUAGGGAUAUGUGGUGGUUGCUCAAAUGGUGCUUUCAUGGCUUGCAUAUCUGAGCCUGGUCGCUCUAGCGAGGUGGGCAAAUAUGUGUUUUUGUGGUGUCGCACGCGUCCUGGUGCUCACAACAACUUUGGUGUUCACUUGCGUGUGCGUUCUUGUGAUCGUAGCAGCUCUGGUGUUCACUCGUGGUGGAACUGUGUGGUUGUGCACAUAUGUUUUGACGAGGUAGUCACAUUGUGGUUCUAG